Molecule: messenger RNA, 2801 nt
Organism: Hemibagrus wyckioides
Lineage: Eukaryota; Metazoa; Chordata; Actinopteri; Siluriformes; Bagridae
Gene: heyl
Product: hes related family bHLH transcription factor with YRPW motif like
Exons: 5
Coding region: 699-1682 (327 amino acids)
Biological process (GO): circulatory system development; anterior/posterior pattern specification; regulation of neurogenesis
Cellular component (GO): nucleus
Molecular function (GO): protein dimerization activity; DNA-binding transcription factor activity, RNA polymerase II-specific; RNA polymerase II cis-regulatory region sequence-specific DNA binding
Source: RefSeq, a predicted model, not a curated record
UUGUGUGCGGGAGAGAGACAGAGAGAGAGAGACCAUCCAGUUAGAAGUCACUAUUCCCACAACUGUAUUAUUAUCCUUUGAGAGAGAAGCAGCAACUAAUUAAAAAGACUGUGUGUGAGAGAGAGAUGGCCUGAGAGUGAGAGACAGAAGAUGAGGCGGAAGAAAGACAGAAAAGGCUAAUUAAAAGGAGGAAAAAUGACAGAGGAAUACAGAGAGUGGGAGGGCUGAUCAGGGCUGGGAAGGAGUGUGAGAGCGUGAGGAGGGGAAAAGAGAAGAAGAGCCAAACUGGCAAUUCAGCCAAAUUGCCUGAAUUUGCCUCUGGAGAAAGAGAGAGAGAGAGAGAGAGAGAGAGAGAGAGAGGAGCCUCUGUACAAAAGGGAUCAAGGGAAUGUGACUUGGCAAGUGGCAGAGCAUAGGGGUCUAUUGAAGAAGAAGACAAACGAGGACCAAGCUGAAACAGCAAGAGAACACUAAUAAAGAGUCCCCAAACAUAGACGUUUUAUUGUGGUGAGAGGGAAAAGGCAGAGACACAGGGGGGGGGGGGAGAGGCGUGUUGCUACCCCGGACUGUCUGAUUUACUUUCAGUUAUUUGUGGAGGGUAGAAGAUCUGCUAAAAAUUUCCUCCAAAGGAUCAACUGCUGUACUGGUUCUUCAUCUCUACACAAUUCACCUGGUCAGAAGAGAAGAGCUGCUGAACCAUGAAGAGACCUCACGAUUACAGCUCUCCAGAUUCCGAUGUGGAUGAGCUGAUCGACGUUGGACAAGAGGACAGUUACUGUUCUGUCACUGGGUCCAUGUCUCCCGGCAGUACUUCACAGAUCCUAGCCCGCAAGAAGAGAAGAGGGAUCAUUGAGAAGAGGCGUAGAGACAGGAUCAACCAUAGUCUGUCAGAGCUGAGGAGACUCGUCCCCAGUGCCUUUGAGAAACAGGGGUCAUCUAAACUUGAGAAGGCUGAGAUUCUUCAAAUGACAGUGGAUCAUCUGAAACUGUUGCAUGCCAUGGGUUCAAAAGGUUAUUUUGAUGCUCGUGCCCUGGCAGUAGACUACAGGACGUUGGGAUUUCGUGAGUGUGUGGGCGAGGUGGUGAGGUACCUCAGCUCUCUGGAAGGUGCAGAUUCUUCAGAUCCUAUCGGUGCACGUUUGGUGUCCCACCUGAGUCAAUGUGCCAGUGAGCUUGACCCUCUGCAUCAUAGCCCAGCCGCCGUGGCCUUUCCUCCUUGGCCUUGGGGCUCCUUUCCUCAGCUCAGUGCCUCCUCCAACCCAGCAUCUUCUUCACCCUAUCCCCCUGCCAACCGCCGAGACAUGGCCCCUCAUGCUGCUGCGACUCUCCUGGCAUACCCCUCACCAACAUUGUGUUUGGCACCACUGGGAAACCAGGGGGCGCUACUGAGCCCUACAUUAUCUCCAGUGCACAGGAUGUCCUCUGUUUCAUCGCACCCUCAUAGACUGGCAGCACCGUCCACAGAAGGCUCGACUGUUCCUUCACCUUUGCAUUCUGUCCCGCCCCGUUCUCAUAACUCCUCCUCCCCUUCCUCUAAUUCCUCUUCGUCUUCCCCCUCCUCUUCAUCCGCUGGUCAUCCUCAGGUUUCCUUCAGACCCUUCGUUGCUCUGAGGUCUCCAGCGGAACUGAUCAGGGUCCGCAAAUCAGCGCACACUUGGGGAACAGAGAUCGGGGCCUUCUGAUUCAUCUAACUUAGUGGACUUUUCACAAGUAUGCAACUCAUACCUUGUUGGGACAAGAGAGCUAUGAUAUCACGAGUAAUAUACAUUUCGGUUAUAGCCAUUACAAAAUGUUAAGAAUGUAUCCUCUUAACACUCCCUAUGCUGUUACUUAAAAAUGAGAAAGACGUCAUGCAAAAUCCCAAUAGUGUCAAAUGAACAAUGCAAAUAGAGAUAUGUCCGAAUUGAUACUUAUUAUUUAAAUGAAAAGAGAAGUUUUAACUCAAUGCUUUGGCAUCAUAUUACAGAAAAGCAUGUCUGGUGAAAAAGGACUGGAGAAAAUGUGCCUUUCUAUAUAAACACAAACCAAUAUCAACACAAAUUCCAUCAUCCCUACUAAUGUAUUUUUCUGUUUGUUUGCUUCUUUGUUUCCUCAGUCAUUUAAAUAUCUUUACUCAGAUUCUCAUCUAUGUUAUCCAUUUGACAUGAAAUUGCUUGUGGAGAUUUCAUAAAGACAAACAUGCCUUUUCAAAUCAGUGUGUUACGUUAUUGUUCUCUGGGUGAGUGCGUCCACUAACUCCUAACCAUUAGGUGGCAGCAAAGUAAUAUUUCAAAUGAAUGAACUUAAGUGACACCAGUCAGCAUGUAGUCAGAAUAUGAUAGAGAAGAAGAUGAGUCACAUAUGUCAGCAUUAGCUCAUAGUGUUUCUGGCAUUAAGCAUUACUCCAAGCUUGAUGUGGCUUUGGGUUGGAUUACAUUCACACCAGAAACCAUCCUUCGGGGUGCAAUAUCAUCAACAUGCCACUUUGUGUUUUUCCGAGCCCUCUCAGAGAGGAUUAUGGGUAUGUUGGAGGGAGGAAGUGAAACGUGGUGAUGGUUUUCUGAUUUUCUUUGCCAUCUGGUCAGUGCUACAUCUCAUUGCACAUCCUCUGAACAGUAUGAAUACUGUAAUUUGAAGGCUUUGCUGUCUAUCAGAUUUAUACUCAUGCAUACACACAAAAAAGGUAUACACUUGAGCGCAAGGUACUAUUGACACUUCUGCUCAUCAAUAAUGACACAGAAAGCUUGCUAUAAAUGUAAUUAUGCAAAAAAAAAAGAUACUCUUUGCCCUGAACAGGAUAAAGAGGUUAAUGGAGAUGAGUG